UUUUUUUUUUUUUAUAAAUACAUAUACAUAUAUUAUUUAUUGAUCACUUUUCAAGAUGGUGAAAGUGAAAGCUUUAUCUCGUUCAUCAAACGAUUAUGUUAGAGAACGUGCUCAAGACAUUCAUAAAUUACAACGUAAUCUGGACCCAGUUGCACACCCUUUUGAGAGAGGAAGAGAAUAUGUGAGAGCACUUAACUCAGUUAAAUUAGAUCGCAUGUUUUCGAAACCAUUUGUUGCUUCGUUAAAUGGGCAUAUUGAUGGUGUUUAUUGUUUAACAAAGCAUCCUACAAAAUUAAACUCUGUUAUUUCUGGUAGUGGUGAUGGAGAAAUAAGAAUUUGGGAGAUAUCAGAACAUCAGACAGUUUGGAGAGCUCAGGGACAUCAAGGGCUUGUGACAGGUGUCUGUGCAGGUCGAGAUGAGGGGCGAUUUUUAUCCUGUUCAACAGAUAAGACGGUUAAAAUUUGGGGCAAUGAUACAGAGCCUAUUGAAACAUAUAUGGGCGGUCAUGCCUUUACAGGUCUUUCACAUCAUCGUUCUGACCCUCUCUUUGCUACCUCAGGUGGUACGGUUGAAGUAUGGGAUGAAAAUAGAUCAGAACCUAUUCAUGAUUUUGCUUGGGGCGCUGAUUCAUAUCAAACGAUCAAGUUUAAUCAAGUGCAAGAGAAUAUUUUUGCUUCUUGUGGUACUGAUCGUACUAUUGUGUUGUACGAUUUAAGAACAAGUACGGCUAUUACAAAAGUAGUCAUGUCACUCAAGACAAAUGCUAUUGCAUGGAAUCCUAUAGAGGCUUACACUUUUACAACUGGUAGUGAAGACCAUAAUGCAUAUACCUUUGAUAUGAGAAAUAUGAAAGCUGCUAGAAAUAUCAUGAAGGAUCAUGUUUCUGCUAUUAUGGAUGUGGAUUAUUCACCUACAGGUCAAGAAAUUGUAACAGGUUCAUACGAUCGUACAAUUCGUUUAUUUGAUGUCGGUACAGGUCAUAGUAGAGAUUGUUAUCAUACCAAACGAAUGCAAAGAGUCUUCUCGGUCGAGUUUUCAAUGGAUAGUAAAUAUGUUUUAUCAGGCUCAGAUGAUGGUAAUAUUCGUCUUUGGAAGGCACAUGCAAAUGAAAAGAUCGGUAUCGUUGACUGGCGUGAAAAGAAUAAGUUGGAAUAUUCUAGUAAAUUGAAGGAAAGAUAUGGACAUAUGAAGGAAAUCCGUAGAAUUGAUAAGCAUAGAAGAACUCCAAAGGAUAUUAAGCUUGCUGAUUCUAGAAAGAAAGAAAUGAUCCGUGCAGAGAAGAGAAAAGAAGAAUUAAGACGCAAACAUUCAAAGAAAUUGGAUGCUGUUAAGCGUGUGCCUGAACGUGAAAAACCAAUUAUUGGUAUUGCAAAGUAAAAAAAAAAAAAAAAAAAAAAAAAAAAAA
Molecule: messenger RNA, 1406 nt
Organism: Cokeromyces recurvatus
Lineage: Eukaryota; Fungi; Mucoromycota; Mucoromycetes; Mucorales; Mucoraceae
Product: WD40-repeat-containing domain protein
Exons: 3
Coding region: 56-1378 (440 amino acids)
Biological process (GO): maturation of SSU-rRNA from tricistronic rRNA transcript (SSU-rRNA, 5.8S rRNA, LSU-rRNA)
Cellular component (GO): small-subunit processome; nucleolus
Molecular function (GO): protein binding
Source: RefSeq, a predicted model, not a curated record